Baudoinia panamericana UAMH 10762 is the source of this 4069-nucleotide messenger RNA. RefSeq lists its product as uncharacterized. The transcript is spliced from 5 exons. Gene Ontology annotation, molecular function: cysteine-type deubiquitinase activity; proteasome binding. The record is from RefSeq and is a predicted model, not a curated record. Lineage: Eukaryota; Fungi; Ascomycota; Dothideomycetes; Mycosphaerellales; Teratosphaeriaceae. The coding region runs from base 68 to 3712 and encodes 1214 amino acids. Gene Ontology annotation, biological process: regulation of proteasomal protein catabolic process; protein deubiquitination; proteasome-mediated ubiquitin-dependent protein catabolic process.
CUCGAUGAGGCUUCAAGCGGCGGUUUAGCUCCUUCACUCUCUCAUAUUUCGACUGCUUUCCGAGGCUAUGUCUGGCCCACCGUCUGGGCCUGGAAAGACUGCACCCAAAAUCCACCGAGACUUCCUAGACUUCGAUCCGCUGAAUGCAAGACAAGGCAUCAAUAUCCUGACAGACCAUGCACCGCCUGUAGGAGAGGGUCAACAACCAUCUCAGCAGCCGAGCGCUUGCAGACAUGAUUACACCAUCAAGCAUGAGCAGAGCAUCUCACCCCCGCUUGAUCUUAGACCAGAUGCUGCAUCGAGAUACAAGCUCGGCACCGUAUGCAAGAAGUGCAGACUCCAUGCGGUAGUCAAGAUAGACUAUACUAGAUCUGUCAAUCCAUGUCCGAACUCAGAGUAUCCGCUGCACCACUUCCAACGCCUGCCCGAAUUUGAUGUCAGAGACGAGCACCGUAUAGCGUACGCCUGGCAAUGCUCUGCUCCGCAAUGUCAAGCCCAUCUGGAGAUCGGCUUCGGGAAGCAGCGGUUGUCUCCAGAGGAUCGCGAUCUGCUAAUUAACACCGAGCUGCUGAAGAGGAGGUAUGAGUCCGUACUGCAGCAUGAUCCCGGCAGGGAAGGCAUGCGGCAGGCUACGCCGAUGGAGGCUUUGUCGAGGCUGCGAAAAUACAUCAAAGACUCUCUGAACGCGGAACAUACGAGGCGGAGCUUCCCAGCGAAUAACAAGCGCUUUAUGGAAACUUUUGGUGUGCAUGGCCAGGAUUGCGCGCAGCUGCUACAGCGGCUUGGCUUCAAGUACGCAAGCGACAUACUGGAGUGGUCGUUGCCUGACCCACCGACAAUCGAUGAUCGCAUAGAGGCGGAUGGCAACAGCCUGCGAGAGCUUCUGGAAGAUGUCGAGAUAGAGCUGGUCGCACUGAUGUACAAGCUCGCAGGCGAUACAGGUGCUAUUAACCCUGCAGCUUCUGAAGGAUGGCCUUCUGCAAGUCGGGAUGUGGAACGGGUACUUGCAGCUCAAGGUUACCCGCGUCAUGUGUCGUUGAGACGCACCAACACAGCAAACGAAGAAGCUCCGUUCUUUUCCAGUCUUGGCGCUUUGCCAGACUUCGCCGACAGCCUCGUCGAAUUCGUACAUGACCGACAAAGCAAUUGCGACCCAGAGCAGCAAUCCUACUAUUUCGAAUGCCUGCAAGUCAUUACCGAGAGCAGGAAUAGUGAGCAGCUGCAUGUGAAGGUGGCCAUGCUACAGUCCACCAACCUUGUCAGUCGUCGAGAUCUGUCCUCGGCGUAUCGGACAUUCGGUCUUUCACCCACUGACAACUCAGCCGACGACUACAUCCUCAAUGUCUUCCAAGCGCGCCAGAGCAACGUUAAUGGGGAUGUGGCGGAGGAGAAUCGUCAGGCACUGUACAAGAUCGGUCUGAUGAGGAACAGCCAGCUGCUGAUUAAUGCGUCACGGCAGUCCGUGGAAACGUAUGAAGAUGCGCUGGCAUGGAUCGGUAAUGGUGCGACGAAAGACACGGACGACGAGAUGCUCAUAUCUAUGCUCACGCUGAAGGAAGGUACUGCCGCUGUGCGAGAAAUAGCACAGAAGGCAAUCUCCGUCAUCGCCAAAGAGCGCAGAAGCGACAUGUUGAACAGCUGGCUGCAGACUGGUCGCACAGACGGCUAUACCAUGAGCGUAGACGAAGCGCUACGCUACAUGAACAUCGAGCAGAAGCUCGAAGACAUCGAUCAAUCUGUGAUCGGAGUCGCACUCAAGCUUGCUAGAACGGAACGUCCCGGCGAGCAGACCGAGAAGGCCAUCGCUACCAUUGAGCGAGCAUUGGCCGGUAGAGACGUAGCAAUGACACACGCACCCGCGAGCUGGCCUGUUGGGCUUGUAAGCCACGGCAACACAUGCUACCUGAACAGCUUACUGCAGUAUUACUUCGCUCUCAAGCCGUUGCGCGACAUCGUCCAGGAGUACGACAAGUACAAGCUUGAUUUGGCGACAGAGAAGGGGAAGACUGCGCGUGUCGGUGGCAGGCAGAUCUCUCUGGUGGAGAUAAAGGGAGGGCAGCGCUUUGCCAAGGACCUGCAACAUCUCUUCGACGCGAUGACUACGGAGCCGGGAACUGCAGUCACUCCAGAUCGCGACAUGGUAUGCCGUGCUUUUCUGGAGCCGCAGGCAUACCACAUGCUACUGUCAAGCGCCAUGGACGAGCGUGUAGGUGCUAAUAGGACAGACCAAGAUGUUGCAACUGACUCUGCCUUGGGCCCUGACGCAAUGCUCAACGGCACAGAAUCAGCGCAACAAGCGAACGGUGAAGACUGGGUUAGCCGCCAAGAUUCCGUCGCUAGUAGCGCGACACUGCAGGCGGAUGAGCCCGAAGACGUGCCGAUGCAGCUGGGCACUGAACAGCCGCGACCUUCCAAUACCGAUGUAACCACAGACAAUGCGCCGCAAGAGCCUCGGCAGCCGCCCUCAGCACCACCACUUCCACCACGGCGAUUCUCAACCACUGAGGAUGUGCGUAAGGCGCAGCGGGAGGCCUUGAGCAUUGCCGAAGCCAAGGCACGGGAGCAGCAAGAUGUCACUGAAGUCCACGAUAGCGUGACCUUUCGUCUGCGCUCUGGGAUGAAGCCAGAGGAUGUUGACGACAGUGGCGAACAGCAAGACCGCAUUCGUGCGCUGUACACGAUAGGUUUGACGCAAACCGAACUGCGUAACGACGGCGGUGCAAGUAAGCCAGUACCGCUGUCUGAUUCCGGCAUCCAAGUGAACGUGCCGAAAGAGGAGACUGACAUCUACUCUGCUCUCGAUGAGAUCUUUGAUGCCCAAACGUUCGAAGGCGCAGACCACGAGACGUUCAAGAGCGUGCGCUCUCUGCCACCCAUCCUACAGAUCAGCAUACCUCGGAUCGGAUGGGACAAGGCCCGCGGCACCUACAAGUCAGAAGCCACCGUACGUCUCGAAGACGAGCUGUACCUGGACCGUUACAUUGACUUGAGCCAUGAAGAUGUAUUGCCGAGCAGGAAGCGCUGCUGGGCGUGGCGGAAGCAGCUCCGUGAGCUUCGCAAAGAGCGGCUUGCGCUGAAGCAAUCCGCUGUGGAUAUCGACUUGCAAGGCCCCGAAGCAUUCGGCGAGAGUGUUCGCAUCCUGCAGGACUUCAGUCAGCUCAACAACGACCUCGAAGAGGCCGGCGUCGGCGGUGUGGACAUUGACCCUUCACUAACCGCCGCCCUCAUCGAACUUGCCGGCGAGCGAACGCAACGUCUGCAAAAGCUCGAAGAGCAGAUCUCGCACCUCCAAACAUGCCUACACGGAGAAUUCACAAACUUCAAGGCAAUCAAAUACCGCCUAGCCGCCGUCUUCUUCCACCGCGGCACCCAAGGCUCCGGCCAUUACUGGGUCAACAUCAAAGACUUCGAUUCGAACCUUUGGCGUAACUACAAUGACGACACGGUGCAGCAGGUGCAGCCGAACCAGCUCGAAGGUAUCUACCGUGCAACGAGGUGGGAGCAGGGCACGCCAACGUACGCUGUGUAUGUGCAGGAUGAUGCGAAGGAGCACUUGAUCCAACCCGUUUGCCGGAGUCCGAGAGAACCGCCGCCUGUUGUUGAGAAGCCGACGGAAGCGGUGCAGACUGCGCCGGCUGAUCCGACGCCGGUGCUGGAAGAGAGCGUGGCGGAGUGGGAUAAGCCGAGGGAGGUGCCGCAGGUCCCGUGGUAGAAACACAAGGAUCGGAAGGUUUGCUUUCGCAAUUGAUCAUUGAGCGUACUGAGCGAAUGCAUUACGCUGUUCCGAGGGUUCCUAAGAGUGCAGGGAAGGAUAGUGUACAGUAUGAUCAUACGCUGCUUGAGAUGCUGUCAGAGUAGCUCUGUAUAUUACCAUGAGCGAUUCCUGGCGUGCGACACAUACAACGCGCAUGAACGGCAGCGAUAGCUUUACACGUCAUAGCAGCGAUCACAAGAACCACGCACAUGCCGCUUACGCGUCAAUUCUUAACACUGAUACCCACCAUGCUCAGAACCUCCUCAUAUCCCAACCCCUCCCCCUUCGCCAUUACCUCCCUCCAAACCCCAUCCC